This is a messenger RNA of Trichomycterus rosablanca, 5600 nucleotides long. RefSeq names its product dynein axonemal heavy chain 8-like. The transcript has 32 exons. Gene Ontology annotation, biological process: microtubule-based movement. NCBI's taxonomy places the organism in Eukaryota, Metazoa, Chordata, Actinopteri, Siluriformes, Trichomycteridae. Gene Ontology annotation, molecular function: ATP hydrolysis activity; ATP binding; minus-end-directed microtubule motor activity. Bases 1 to 5547 code for a protein of 1848 amino acids. Gene Ontology annotation, cellular component: axonemal dynein complex. The record is from RefSeq and is a predicted model, not a curated record.
AUGCAUACAAUUCUGUAUUAUUCCCGUGUCACUUUUCUAUUCUAUUAUAAUGGUGUUCCUCUCUCUUAUGUUAUUGAAACUAGGAAAGAGCUCGGGCUUCUUCAGAAGCUGUACGGCCUCUACGAUGCGGUUAUGAAUAAGAUCAGCGGCUAUUACGAAAUCCUCUGGACCGAAGUGGAUAUUGAAAAGAUCAACACGGAGCUUUCAGAAUUCCAAACCAGAUGCCGAAAGCUCCCCAAAGGACUGAGAGACUGGCAGGCGUUUUUAGAUCUGAAGAAAAGGAUCGAUGACUUCAGCGAGUCGUGCCCUCUCCUGGAGAUGAUGGCUCACAGAGCGAUGAAGCAGAGACACUGGGAACGCAUCGCUGACCUGACGCAGCACAAGUUUCACGUGGAUUCGGACACGUUCUGCCUUCAAAACAUAAUGGAGGCCCCACUGCUGAAACACAAAGAAGACAUAGAGGACAUCUGCAUCUCAGCAGUAAAGGAGAAGGAUAUCGAGGCCAAGCUGGCACAGGUGGUUGAUUUAUGGUACAGUCAGUUGCUCACAUUUAUGGCUUUUAAAGGCAGAGGAGAGCUGAUGCUUAAAGGAGCUGAGACGGCAGAAAUCAUCACUGCCAUGGAGGACAGUCUGAUGGUGCUUGGAUCACUUCUAAGCAACAGAUACAACACUCCUUUUAAGAAAGACAUCCAGAACUGGGUUUUUAAGCUCUCCACAUCAUCAGACAUCAUCGAGCAGUGGCUGCUUGUUCAGAACCUGUGGGUGUACCUGGAGGCCGUGUUUGUGGGUGGAGACAUUGCCAAGCAGCUUCCACAGGAAGCGAAGCGCUUCCAGAACAUCGAUAAAUUAUGGAUAAAGAUCAUGCAGAGAGCCCAUGAGAUCCCCAGUGUGGUGCAGUGCUGCGUGGGAGAUGAGACCAUGAGCCAGCUUCUACCUCACCUGCAGGAGCAGCUUGAACUCUGCCAGAAAUCUCUCACAGGCUACCUGGAAAAGAAACGACUGCAGUUCCCCCGCUUUUUCUUUGUGUCCGAUCCUGCUUUACUGGAAAUCCUCGGACAAGCCAGUGACUCUCACACCAUCCAGGCUCAUCUCCUGGGAGUGUUCGACAACGUCAGUGAGGUGGAGUUUCAUGUCAAGGACUACGACAAGAUUUUGGCGGUGAUCUCUCAGGAGGGCGAGAAAGUACCCCUGGACAAACCAGUAAUGGCGCGCGGUCCUGUGGAACUCUGGUUGGGAGAGUUACUGGUGCAACAGCAAGCCUCACUGCACUCAGUCAUAAAAGCAGCUCAGCUGCAGAUUAAUGAGCCCGACUUCCAGCUCCUCACCUUCCUUAACCAGGUCCAAGCUCAGGUGGGCCUGCUGGGCAUUCAGAUGCUCUGGACUCGAGACUCAGAGGAGGCACUGCAGAAUGCCAAGAAGGACAAGAGGGUCAUGUCUGUGACAAACCAGAAGUUUCUGGAUCUGCUGAACACGCUGAUAGCACAGACGACUCACGACUUGUCCAAGUUCGAGCGUGUUAAGUUUGAGACGCUGGUUACAAUCCACGUCCAUCAGAGAGACAUUUUUAAUGAUUUGGUGAAAAUGAACAUCAGGUCCCUCGGUGACUUUGAAUGGCUGAAGCAGAGCAGAUUUUAUUUCCGGGAGGAUCAGGAUCACGUCGCAGUGUCGAUCACGGACGUCGACUUCAUCUAUCAGAACGAGUUUUUAGGCUGCACGGACAGGCUGGUCAUCACUCCUCUUACAGACAGGUGUUACAUUACCUUAGCUCAGGCGUUAGGUAUGAGUAUGGGCGGAGCUCCUGCUGGUCCGGCUGGGACGGGCAAAACCGAAACCACCAAAGACAUGGGCCGCUGCCUGGGGAAGUACGUCGUGGUCUUUAACUGCUCCGACCAGAUGGACUUCAGAGGACUGGGCAGGAUUUAUAAAGGUCUGGCUCAGUCUGGGUCCUGGGGAUGCUUCGAUGAGUUUAACAGGAUCGACCUGCCCGUGCUGUCGGUCGCUGCACAGCAGAUCCACAUCGUCCUGAGCGCUCGCAAAGAGCGCAAAGCUCAGUUCCUCUUCACCGACGGAGACUGUGUGGAUCUGAACCCCGAAUUCGGACUCUUUAUUACCAUGAACCCGGGCUACGCCGGUCGCCAGGAACUGCCCGAAAAUCUAAAGGUGCAGUUCAGGACCGUUUCUAUGAUGGUUCCUGACAGACAGAUCAUCAUGAGAGUCAAACUGGCCAGCUGUGGUUUCAUCGAGAACGUUAUACUGGCUCAGAAGUUCUUUGUGCUUUAUAAACUGUGUGAGGAGCAGCUCACGAAGCAGGUUCACUAUGAUUUUGGGUUGAGGAACAUUCUGUCGGUUUUGAGGACUCUGGGAGCUGAGAAACGGGCUCGACCCUCAGACUCUGAGUCCAGCAUCGUGAUGAGGGUUCUGCGUGACAUGAACCUCUCCAAACUGGUGGAUGAAGACGAGCCUCUGUUUCUCAGUCUGAUCAGUGACCUGUUUCCUGGGAUUCAGCUGGAUAACAGCACCUACGCUGAGCUGCAGGCUGCAGUCGCCACACAAGUGCAACAAGCAGGAAUCGUUAAUCACCCGCCGUGGAACCUCAAGCUCAUACAGUUAUACGAGGCGUCGCGGGUGCGUCACGGCCUGAUGACCCUCGGCCCGAGCGGAGCCGGAAAGACGACCGCCAUUAACAUCCUCAUGCGCGCCAUGACAGAGUGCGGCGCUGCUCACAGAGAGAUGAGGAUGAACCCCAAAGCCAUCACCGCGCCCCAGAUGUUCGGCCGUCUGGACGCCGCUACCAACGACUGGACCGACGGGAUCUUCUCCACCCUGUGGAGGAAAACUCUCAGAACUAAAAAGGGAGAAAACAUCUGGAUUGUGCUGGAUGGGCCAGUAGACGCCAUCUGGAUCGAGAACCUGAACUCGGUGCUGGACGACAACAAAACUCUGACCCUGGCGAACGGUGACCGGAUCCCUAUGUCCCCGAGCUGUAAGCUGGUGUUUGAGGUGCACAACAUGGACAAUGCUUCUCCCGCUACCGUCUCCAGAGUGGGCAUGGUGUUCAUGAGCUCCUCCGCUCUCAGCUGGAGACCCAUUCUGCAGGGCUGGACCAACAAGCGCAGUGCUCAGGAAGCUGACAGCCUGAUGAGCCUGUAUGAUAAGAUAUUUGAAGAUGCUUAUAUAUUCAUGAAACAAAACCUCAAGCCAAAAAUGCAGCUCUUGGAGUGCAACUACGUUAUGCAGUCGGUAAACCUGCUGGAGGGUCUGAUUCCUCCUAAAGAUGCUGGAGGCACGUUGAGCAGCGAGCACCUGGAGCGCCUCUUCGUGUUCUGCAUGAUGUGGAGUCUGGGAGCUCUGCUGGAACUGGAUGACCGGGACAAGAUGGAGCUGUUCGUUCGCUCUCAUGAAAGCAAGCUUGACCUGCCACCGACAGAGCCUGGCCAGACCAUGUUCGAGUACAUGGUCAAUCAGAACGGUGACUGGGAUCACUGGAGUAAAUACGUCGUGCAGUACGUCUACCCCACAGACUCGGCACCAGACUACACGUCCAUUCUCGUUCCCAACGUGGACAACACCAGAACGAGCUUCCUGAUUGAGGCCAUCGCAAAACAGCGCAAGGCUGUUCUCCUCACCGGUGAACAGGGGACUGCCAAGACGGUCAUGAUUAAGGCCUACACGAAGAAAUACAACCCUGAGAUGGAUCUGUUCAAAUCCAUGAACUUCUCCUCCGCCACGGAGCCGAUCAUGUUCCAGCGGGCAGUAGAGAGUUACAUAGAGAAGCGGCUGGGCAGCACAUACGGACCCCCCGGCAGACGGAGACUGACCGUUUUUAUUGAUGACAUCAACAUGCCUGUCGUCAAUGAAUGGGGAGAUCAGAUCACAAAUGAAAUAGUGCGUCAGACGAUGGAGAUGUCGGGCAUGUACAGUCUGGAUAAACCCGGUGAUUUCACCACCAUAACAGACGUUCAGAUGAUGGCCGCCAUGAUCCAUCCCGGCGGUGGCAGGAACGAUAUUCCUCAGAGACUGAAGAGACAGUUCACAGUGUUUAACUGCACGCUUCCGGCCAACUCCUCCAUCGACAUGAUCUUCGGAAUUAUUGGCUGUGGAUAUUUCCAUCAGUGUCGAGGAUUUACACCAGAGAUCUCUGACACUGUACAGCGUCUCGUACCCGCUUCCCGGAUUCUCUGGCAAUGGACCAAGGGGAAGAUGUUGCCCACUCCAUCAAAGUUUCACUACUUCUUCAACCUAAGAGAUCUGUCCAGGAUUUGGCAGGGCAUGCUGAAGAUCAGAGCAGAAGAGUGUGAGACAGUCGCCACCCUCCUGUCCUUGUUCAAGUGUGAAUGCACUCGAGUCAUCGCAGACCGGUUUGUGUGUGAGGAGGAUAAGCACUGGUUCGAGAAGUCUAUAGCCCAGGUCAUUCAGGAACACGUGGAUCCUGCUUUGGUGCCACACCUCCACCCCGACCCUUACUUUGUGGACUUCCUGAGAGAGGCUCCAGAGCCUACAGGAGAGGAGGCUGAUGACGCCUGUCUCGACGCUCCCAAAAUCUAUGAACUGGUGCCGGACUUCCAGUUCCUGUCGGAGAGACUGCGGUUCUAUCAGAGCCAGUAUAACGAGGCUGUUCGGGGCUCACAUCUGGACCUGGUCUUCUUUACUGAUGCCAUGACCCACCUCAUCAAGAUCUCCCGCAUCAUCAGGACCGAUGGAGGAAGCGCUCUGCUGGUGGGAGUGGGAGGGUCGGGCAAGCAAAGCCUUUCACGGCUCGCGUCGUACAUCGCCGGUUACAGGAUAUUCCAGAUUACACUCACUAGAACCUAUAACAUCAGCAACCUGAUGGAUGACCUGAAAGUGCUGUUCAGAACGGCCGGCGCUGAAGGAAAAGGCGUCACGUUCAUCUUCACGGACAACGAGAUAAAAGACGAGGCCUUCCUAGAGUACCUUAACAAUGUUUUGUCAUCUGGAGAGGUCUCGAACCUUUUUGCUCGUGAUGAACUGGACGAGAUAACACAGAAUCUCAUCCCCGUAAUGAAAAAGGAGACGCCCCGAGUGCCGCCCACCUUUGAUAAUCUGUAUGAAUACUUCAUCUCCCGGGCCAAAAAGAACCUCCAUGUGGUGCUGUGUUUUUCCCCGGUGGGGGAGAAGUUCCGCUCCCGCUCUCUGAAGUUCCCCGGACUGAUAUCCGGAUGCACCAUGGACUGGUUCACCCCGUGGCCGAGUGAAGCCCUGAUGGCCGUGUCCCAGUAUUUCCUCUCGGACUUCCACAUGGUCUGUUCGCCUGAGGUGAAGACUGCGGUGGUCCAGACUAUGGCCGUCUAUCACGACAGAGUCUCCUCCACCUGCGAGAGCUACUUUGAGAGGUACCGUACUGUACUUAGAGAUACAGCCAUGUUAGAGAACCUCAGUUUUAUAGACACUAAGUCACCCAAACUAGUAAAGAGGGUCAAGACGAGGAUCAAACCCAGGUCCUCGGGGCAUAUUUUGCUGCCUCAUCAAUCGAAUCUCACAGUGAUGACGUCUAACAUUCAUUUAAAGGGAAUUUAUUUAAUGGGUUAAGGGCCUUGUUCAAGGGCCCAACAGUGGCUGCACGACAGAGCCUGGAUUUGCAU